Oldenlandia corymbosa var. corymbosa is the source of this 2667-nucleotide messenger RNA. The record is from the annotation of a GenBank genome assembly. Lineage: Eukaryota; Viridiplantae; Streptophyta; Magnoliopsida; Gentianales; Rubiaceae.
AUGAAGCUUCGUUCUCGGUCUUCAAAAGGAGAAGAUGUGAUUGAAUUACCGAGCUCAGACGAUGAUGAUUCAAGCAGUGACUUCUCCGACUCUGACUAUGUAGGGGUCAGUGAUGAAGAUGCAGUUCCUGUGAUACUAGAUGACAGUGAAGACAGCAGUUUACCAGACUUUAAUCUUGGUCCAUCAUCGAAGGUUGAGUUCAUCGAUGAUGAUAUUGUAGAGAAAGUGUCAAAGAGGAAGAGAGUGAUUUCUGGAGGGAGAAAAAAAAAGACAGGUGAUCAGAUCAAGGAAGAAGAAGUUGACAAGGCUGAAAGUAAAAAGCCAAAAAUGAAGAGAUCACACAAGCCAACACUGGUGUGGCAAGCAUUGGAAGAAGAAAUUGAGAAAUGGAUUGAUGAAAAUGAAGCUAACGAGGUCCUACUAAAUAAUCAGAAUGAAGUCUUGGCCGAAACCGUUGAGCAGCCAGCCAAUUUGAUCAUGCCCCUGCUUAGAUACCAGAAAGAGUGGCUAGCUUGGUCAUUGAAACAAGAAGAAUCUGCUUCCAGAGGUGGCAUACUGGCUGAUGAAAUGGGAAUGGGGAAAACAGUUCAGGCUAUUGCACUUGUUCUUGCCAAACAGGAGAUCAGGCAAGCAAUUGGAGAACACAACAUUGAUUUAUCUGCUCCCAGUUCCUCCACAGCAGUGACAGCUGUAAAAGCCACCCUUGUAAUCUGUCCAGUGGUGGCUGUGAUUCAAUGGGUGAAUGAAAUUGAUCGUUUCACCUCUAAAGGAAGCAACAAGGUACUGGUAUAUCAUGGAUCCAACCGGGACAGGAGUGUUGACCAAUUUGCUGAAUACGAUUUUGUCAUAACUACUUAUUCCAUAAUAGAGUCUGAGUUUCGUAAAUAUGUAAUGCCACCAAAAGACAAAUGCCAGUGGUGUGGAAAGUUGCUUCAUGCUAAAAAGAUGGCUAGUCACCUGAGGUAUUUUUGUGGUCCUGAUGCGGUUAGGACCGAGAAGCAGUCCAAACAACACAGGAAAAAUUCAAAACUUAAAAAAUCAACACCAAAGCUGAACUUAGAGCUGGGAUUAGAUGAACCCUAUUCAGAUGGUGAAACACGUAGGAGAGGACGUAAGAGGGGUGGAAACAUCUCCGCCACCUCCGCUGCUAAUAUGGCAGCAGGAAGUGCUCCUGUUGAACUGGGAGAGGCAUCAUCCUCACAGAAAUCUAUCCUUCAUUCUGUGCAUUGGGAUCGCAUAAUCUUAGACGAGGCUCACUACAUCAAAGAUCGGCAAUGUAAUACAACGAGAGCUAUUUUUGCUUUAAAAUCUUCUUACAAAUGGGCCCUCAGUGGCACUCCACUCCAGAAUCGUGUUGGUGAACUUUACUCCCUUGUACGCUUUCUGGGAAUAAGUCCUUAUUCCUUUUACUUUUGCAAAGACUGUGAUUGCAGAACCCUUGAUUAUAGUUCUACAGGCGAUUGUCCAGAGUGCCCCCAUAAAUCAGUUCGACACUUUUGCUGGUGGAACAAAUAUGUGGCUUCUCCAAUUAAAAACUAUGGAAACUAUGGAUAUGGGAAAAGAGCCAUGCUGUUGCUUACACAGAAGAUUCUGAAAGGCAUAGUGCUAAGGAGAACAAAAAAGGGCAGGGCUGCUGAUCUUGCACUUCCUCCUCGCAUAGUUACUCUAAGACGAGAUACUCUGGACCUUAAAGAAGAAGACUAUUAUACGUCACUUUAUAACGAAAGUCGGUCACAAUUUAAUACAUACAUUGAGCAGAACACCAUCAUGAAUAACUACGCGCACAUAUUCGAUCUCCUCACUCGCCUGCGACAGGCUGUUGAUCAUCCUUACCUUGUGGUAUAUUCAAAUGCUUCUAUUGCAAAACGUGAGGGAGUAGCUGAGGGCAAUGUUCAAGAGUGCGGGUUAUGCCAUGAGAAUGCAGAAGAAGCUGUGGUGACGUCUUGCUCUCAUGUAUUUUGCAAGUCCUGUUUAAUUGAUUUCUCUGCCAGCAUGGGACAAGUAUCAUGUCCAACUUGUGCAAAGCCGCUUACGGUGGACUUCACAGCCAACAAAGACAGUGUCGACCAAAUGGCUAAAUCGAGUGUUAAAGGAUUUAGGCCCUCAAGCAUUCUUAAUAGAAUUCGGCUGGACAAUUUCCAAAGUAGCACAAAAAUAGAGGCUUUGAGGGAGGAAAUUAGAUUUAUGGUUGAAAGGGAUGGUUCGGCAAAAGGAAUUGUUUUCAGCCAAUACACUUCGUUUUUGGAUCUGAUUCACUACUCGCUUCAGAAGUCUGGAGUUGAUUGUGUUCAGUUAGUGGGAUCAAUGACGAUGAAUGCUAGAGAUGCUGCUAUAAAGAGAUUCACUGAUGAUCCUGAUUGCAGAAUUUUUCUGAUGAGUUUGAAAGCUGGAGGCGUUGCUCUCAAUCUUACUGUUGCUUCUCAUGUGUUUUUGAUGGAUCCCUGGUGGAAUCCUGCUGUUGAAAGGCAAGCCCAAGACCGAAUACAUCGAAUAGGACAGUAUAAGCCAAUCAGAAUUGUGAGAUUUGUUAUCAAGGAUACAGUUGAGGAAAGAAUCUUGAAGUUGCAGGAAAAGAAGGAACUGGUCUUUGAAGGGACCAUUGGUGGCUCUUCAGAUGCUCUAGCGAAAUUGAGCGAAGCGGAUUUGAGAUUCCUGUUUAACACUUAA